AUGUAUGUAAAACAGUUCAAAAUUACAACUAUCUCUCUAUACCCAAAUCCUGAGAACCUGAAUGGAGGUAAUGUACAUAUUCACGUUUUUUACGGGUUCAUAGUCAUUGCCAACAAUGACGAGGCAAUCUGUGACCUAGGCUCACCAAUAAAGUGUCCAAUUCAAAUGGGUCCAUUCAACAAAACAUUUUCAGUAUCCAUUCCAUCUAAUGUGCCAUCUGGAGAGUAUAAUGGCAUCUAA
Molecule: messenger RNA, 240 nt
Organism: Heterostelium album PN500
Lineage: Eukaryota; Evosea; Eumycetozoa; Acytosteliales; Acytosteliaceae
Exons: 1
Coding region: 1-240 (79 amino acids)
Source: RefSeq, a predicted model, not a curated record